Messenger RNA from Aspergillus sclerotioniger CBS 115572, 684 nucleotides. RefSeq lists its product as uncharacterized. NCBI's taxonomy places the organism in Eukaryota, Fungi, Ascomycota, Eurotiomycetes, Eurotiales, Aspergillaceae. The transcript has 2 exons. The record is from RefSeq and is a predicted model, not a curated record. The coding region runs from base 98 to 475 and encodes 125 amino acids.
GACUUGACCUGACUACAAUCAGGCUACACAUAAAUACCUUUACUCCUCCCUUUUCAUCAACACCUUCAUCUUUCUCACCCCACCUUGACCCUCCAGAAUGAAAUAUCCCCUCCUCCUCGCGGCCAGCUAUGGCCUACUCCUCAGCCCUCUGGUGGCCUCGGCACCGACCCCCAAGCCUCUCAUGAAGCUCCGAGUCAGGACCGAUGACUUGACUGCUCUUCUCGAUAAACGCGAUGAAGAUGCCACGGCCCUCUACGCCUACAUUGCCGCCGACUCCGAACUCGACAAACGUGACGAAGAAGCGACGGCGCUGUACGCUUAUAUUGCUGCGGAUUCUGAACUCGACAAACGUGACGAGGAUGCCACUGCGCUGUACGCCUAUAUUGCCGCCGACUCGGAAUUCAACAAGAAGCGGGAUGAAGAUGCCACCGCGUUGUAUGCUUACAUAGCGGCGGAUAGUGAGUUGGAUGAUUGAUGGUUGGGUGGUUACACUGCCAUCGGGACACGCUCCUUAGCUUAGCUUAGAUUAGCUUAGCUCUUGCUUGUGUUUUUGCUUUUGUUCUUUGUUAUGGAAUCACUACCUAGUACUUAGAUAGUCUUGCUUUCCAUUAUCAUUGAACACUAACAAUACUUGUUUGUUGUGUAACUUCCCGUUUCUUUAGGCUAUUUACACAGUGACCAGAC